UGUGGUGGAAGUAGGUCAGUCAGCGACGAAAAAGAAAACAAAAGUUUACUCCUUGGCCACACCUGACAUCUCUUAUUUAAGAUGGGGGAGAGGUUGCAAAGUCAAAAAACUUAUGUUUGCUCAUUUUUUGAUUGUAAAGCUACAUUCAGUAAACCGUGGAGGCUUGAUGCUCACCUUUGCAAACACACAGGAUUGAAACCAUUCUCCUGUGAGAGCUGUGACAAGAGCUUCUGCACCCGCUACCAACUCACCAGACAUGAGCUCAGUCACAGUGGGGAAAAGCCACACAAGUGUCCGGCUGAUGGUUGCUCCGAGGCCUUUGUCAGGAACGCCAGCCUGAAGAACCACAUGGCCCGAGUCCAUCAGCAACAGGAAAAGAGAUUUCAAUGUGAUCAUCAGGGCUGUGAAAAGGAAUUCAACAAGAGGAACCAGCUGAAAGCUCAUCAGUGUGAGCACCAAGAGAGUCUGCCUUUUCAUUGUUCCUUGACUGGAUGCACGAGAGAAUUUCUCACUCUUAAAAAACUGAAGCAUCAUGAGAAAAUACAUGAAGGCUACCCUUGUGAGAUUGAAGGGUGUCCUUUUCAGGGAAAAACUUGGUCAAAUUAUCUGAAGCACAGAAAAGAACACAAAGACAAGGUGCUGUGUGGACAGUGCAACAAGCUGUUCAGCAACUUCUGGUUCUUGCGCCUGCAUGAGCUUCGCGUCCACUCCGGGGAAAAGAGAAUGUUUCCGUGCCCCAAAGAAGGUUGUGAGAAAAAGUUCACUCGCCGCUUCAACUUGGAGAGCCAUGUGCUGGGAGACCAUGAGGGGAAGAAGCCCUUCAGCUGUGCUGUUCCUGGCUGUAACAAGAGCUUUGCCAUGAAGGAAAGCCUGUGGCGACAUGGAGUGGUGCAUGACCCAGCAAAGAAAAAGCUGAAGAAACUGCAUCCUAAAAAGAAUCGGCCCAUGGCACCGCGGGCCGGACCGGCAGCUGCAGCCAAUCAAGCGGAGGCCAACGAGCUUGCUGCAAAGCUACACAGCACAACUCUGGAGAAUGACAGACCUUGAGGCUGUGUUAAGAUCUGGAUGUGUUCUUUAAUGAUGAAACAUCACAUUUCUGUUUUUGUUUGAAUAAAAGCCUCAUCAAUGCACUA
Haplochromis burtoni (Burton's mouthbrooder) is the source of this 1133-nucleotide messenger RNA. RefSeq names its product general transcription factor IIIA, b (gene gtf3ab). The record is from RefSeq and is a predicted model, not a curated record. The transcript has 9 exons. The coding region runs from base 82 to 1047 and encodes 321 amino acids. Gene Ontology annotation, cellular component: nucleus. NCBI's taxonomy places the organism in Eukaryota, Metazoa, Chordata, Actinopteri, Cichliformes, Cichlidae.